UGACAGCAUUUUGUUGAAAACACAUUAUAUGUGAAUCCAUUUAUAAUCCCGAUUGGACAUAGAUUUUCUGUGGUCAAAGGAAGACAAUUGUGAGUUUUUUAGAAAAAUAGACAAUUCCAGCAUGUCUGAUGAUCGUUGUGAAGAUACUUCAAAAACAGAUAUUCUUGAGGAAAAUGAAAAUAAAAAAGAAAAUGUUCCCCGGGAGACUCUGGAAAAAUGGGAAACUCUGAAAACCGAAUUGGUGGAAAUUGAAGAUGAAAACAAUGGAAAUCAAAUGGUUGGUAUAGGACAAGUUCAAAUCCCAGAUUUACUCGAUAAGAAGAAUAAAUUGAUUCUCAAAGGAAACAGCGAUGUCUGCACUGAACACAACUCUGAAGUUCAGAACGUUUGCAUUACUUGUAAAGAAAAGCUGUGUUCUGUUUGCUCUAAAUCUCAUGGGUUAGAAGCCGGGAAAGAUGUCCAUCAGAUAUUACCCUUGCUACAAUUUCUAGGCGAUAAGUUUCCUUGCGCCAAAUGCAAAAUAAGUGCUUCUUAUCACUGUCAUUCCUGCAACUUUGAUUUUUGCAACGAAUGUAGAAUCCGUCAUCAAUCCGACGUACUGAUUGACCAUGCAUGGCUGGAUAUCACAACGCAUGCCUUAAUCCUUGAAAGUAAAUCAAGGCCCCUUUGUGGUGUCUGCAGUGGGUCCGAUAUAAUUGAGGCACAUUCCUUCUGCCAAACCUGUAAACCUUUGCUUCCUCUCUGCGAAAGAUGUUCCAAAAAACACGAGAAAGCUUUUUCAACGCACAGUCUUUGCCCUGGUUUGCCACCAAAAAAUGAAGAAACCGAGAGUCAAGUGGACGAUGAUAAAUUCUCUGUCAAAUGCAUUCCCUGUAAAUAUGAGAAUGAAAGUAACAAUGCCACUUCAUUCUGUCAAACCUGCAAUGAACCUGAACCGAUGUGCUCAACAUGUGCAACGCAGCAUACUCGAGAGAGAAAAACACGUAAUCACAAACUUUGUAGCGAUCUUGAAAAGCUUCUUCGAAGUAAACGAAUAGAGAACGAUCCACUAUGUGAAAAUUGUGCAUUUAAUGACAUUACGUCCACAGCUAUUGGAUUUUGUCUUAAUUGUGAUGAGCCAGAGCCUUUGUGCAAAAACUGUAUAACUAUGCAUUUAAAACAAAAAAUUUUCCGGAAUCAUCAAAUUUGUUACGAGUUAGAAAAAAUCAAAACUGAUUUAGUUAAAGGGGCAAAGGUGUUGUACUGCGAGCCUUGUUCUUUUGAGAAAGAGAACCACAUUGCUACACAUUUUUGUCUUGAUUGUGAUGAACCCGAACCACUAUGCCAGGAAUGUGCUACACAUCAUCUCAAACAACGAAAUGGCAGAGGACACAAGCUUUGUGACGAUAUUGAAAAAAUUUCCCAGUCAACUAUUUUGAGUGAUAGAGAGAAAGACGAGAAGACAAUUUUUUGCGAUCCGUGUUUAUACGACAAUUUACAAAGCGUUGCAACGCAUUUCUGCAAAACAUGUGAAGUUCCUGAACCGCAGUGCCAAGAUUGUGCGAAGCAGCAUCUACGACAGCGAUCAGGAAGAGGGCAUAUUUUGUGUGACGACAUUAGAAAUUUAAAGUCACAAAAAUCAAAUUUGCCCCCUUUAGAGGCGGAUGCUCCGUUACAACCGGAUCCUAAGAUCCCCGGGAAGCCAAAAUCUUUAAAAAUCAAAUCCGAUGUUAUGGAGCUUUGUUGGGAAAAACCAUCAGAAAAAGUUGAUCAUUACCAAAUUCGGUAUAAGAGUUUGAACGACAAAGAAAAAUGGAAAUUUGUUGAAACCGAUUCCGAUGAAAAUCAUGUAACUAUAACAGGACUUAUGGCAAAUACACAAUAUAUAUUUCAAGUGAGAGGAAUUUUUGGGGAUGAGGAAGGACGUUAUGGACCAGUAAAUGAGGAUCUUUCGACAACAAAGUCAUUGGCAACAAUGAUGUUAGAAUCUUCAAUUCUUGUUAAUAAAAAUGAUCCUUCGAAAUAUCAACUUCCUGUUCAAGAAAAUCAAAGAGCUAGAAACCCUCAAGCAAGAACCAGGCAAUUAUUCUUAGGCAAACUCAAUCAUGGUUAUACUGAGGAGAAAACCAGUAUGCUAGUUGGAGCAACAGGUUCCGGAAAAAGCACAUUAGUAGAUGGCAUCAUUAACUACGUUUUAGGAGUGAGUUUUGAAGAUCCUUUUCGAUUUACAAUGGUUACACUGGAAGAUGAAGAAAAGAAAACUCAUAAUCAGGCCAUGUCUCAGACAGAAUGGAUAACGGUAUAUAGAAUUGCUCCAACUGAAGGAAGUCGACUCAACUACAUGCUUAACAUCAUUGAUACCCCAGGGUUUGGAGACACACGAGGAAUAGAACGUGACCACGCUAUUGUAGAUCAAAUAAGACACUUGUUUUCCGCACAAGGUGAACAAGGUGUCCUCUACAUCGAUGCUGUUUGCUUUCUUGUUAAAGCUCCUGAUGCACGUCUUACUGUCGUGCAAAAGUACAUAUUUAGCUCUAUCAUGUCUCUGUUUGGAAAAGACAUUGAAUCAAACAUAUGCACGCUAAUUACAUUUGCUGAUGGUGCACAGCCCCCAGUACUUGCUUCUCUAAAAGAGUCUAAUCUGCAUUUCGGUGCGACUUUUCAGUUCAAUAAUUCGGCCCUAUUUGCGGAGAAUAAAAAUCUAAAUGACAAUGCUUUGUCACCGAUGUUCUGGGAGAUGGGAUGCAAAAGUUUUGACAGAUUUUUCUUCCAAAUGAAUUUUUUUGAAACAAGAAGUCUCUGUCAAACAAAAAACGUUUUAGAAGAAAGAGAGCAGUUAAAAACUAUUCUUUCAAAUGUUCGACCCCAAGUAUCAGCAGGAUUGUCAAAAUUGUCUGAACUAAGUGAUCAGUUAGAUAUUUUCAACAGAUACAAAAAGGAAAUAGAAAACAAUGAAAAGUUUGAAUAUCAGGUCGAAGAAACCAGACAAGAAAUGGUUGACCUUCCAAAAGGUCAGCAUGUUACAAAUUGCCUUAACUGCAAUGUCACUUGCCAUGAAAAAUGCCAGAUAGCAGAUGACGCUGAGAAAAGUGGUUGCUGGGCAAUGGAUAGACAAACUGGACAUUGUAGAAUAUGCGUAGAGAAAUGCAUCUGGUCAGUUCAUAAAAACACUCCCUACAUCUUUAAAUAUGUUACUGAAACUGUCAAAAAAACAUACGCUGAGAUGAAGAAGAGAUAUGAAGAUGCUAUAGGCCAAACACUAUCUCACGAAAAGUAUAUUGAAGAACUGACUUAUGAUGUGGAUGAUUUGUUUGAGCAGGUUUCUUCAAUGAUGAAUGAGAUGAAUCGUUGCAAAACAAGACUCAAAGAGAUUGCGUUAAGACCUGAUCCUUUAUCAGCAGUAGAGCACAUCGAUCUUAUGAUACAGUCUGAAGAAAGUGAAAAACAACCAGGAUUUCCGAAAAGAGUAAAAAUGCUUAUGGAAAUGAAAAGAAUGGCCCUCGUAGACAAAGAUGUGGAGAGUUUCAGUCAAAAUAUAAAAGUCACUCGCAAGAACAUUCAAUCAGCCACAGGCAAAACUUUCACUAGAAGUCGAAGAGUGCGUGUCGUAAAGGGAGGAAAUGUUUUUUCGCGGGGUUUGAAUUACGUGAAAAAAUUAUUUUAACUUUUUCACGUAAAUCGUGCUUUAGUGGGU
Saccostrea cuccullata (small rock oyster) is the source of this 3673-nucleotide messenger RNA. RefSeq lists its product as uncharacterized. The coding region runs from base 122 to 3643 and encodes 1173 amino acids. The transcript has 9 exons. Gene Ontology annotation, molecular function: protein binding; GTP binding; zinc ion binding. NCBI's taxonomy places the organism in Eukaryota, Metazoa, Mollusca, Bivalvia, Ostreida, Ostreidae. The record is from RefSeq and is a predicted model, not a curated record.